Messenger RNA from Aspergillus melleus, 1293 nucleotides. Its product is annotated as 3'-5' exonuclease. The transcript has 2 exons. The record is from RefSeq and is a predicted model, not a curated record. Gene Ontology annotation, molecular function: 3'-5' exonuclease activity; nucleic acid binding. The coding region runs from base 1 to 1293 and encodes 430 amino acids. Gene Ontology annotation, cellular component: cytoplasm; nucleus. Gene Ontology annotation, biological process: nucleobase-containing compound metabolic process. NCBI's taxonomy places the organism in Eukaryota, Fungi, Ascomycota, Eurotiomycetes, Eurotiales, Aspergillaceae.
AUGUCUUCCUCUUCGUCUUUUCCUAGUUACCCGUGUACCAAGAAAGCAUCUCAGGGCCAGAAGAAGCUGUUGGUGAUGUUAUACCACACCAAAAGCUUUAAUAGGGGUGCUGCGAUAGUAGCCCAUGCUGCUCGGAAAGUAAUUAGCGAACCGAGACUUGGAAGAUCAUGUCUCCCUACGCUUGAGCGCAAGUUUCUUCGCCACUCAAAGGAACAAAAGCGCUUUUUUGAAUCUUCAAGUUAUUGUCCCAAAUCACAGUCUAAGAUACCGGUCCUUGCGCGUGCCCAUUGCUCAUUUAACUCAAGGGUCGGUGUUUCCAGCAAAGCUAGGCCUCACAGGGUCGGACAAGCAAACAGAUACUAUUCAUCCGAUGCUUGCACUGAACCGAUAACUGGACAGCCCACUGGCCCUGGCGAGUACGCCUGUAUCAGUCGGACUAGUUCUCUGGUUCAAGAUGGGCCUCCCAAAGCAGCACCGCCACUUGAUGACUUAACCCCUGAUGAAAGCCCAGAUUCCUUGCCGGAAUUUUGGAGCUAUAGCUCCCAGAAGAGUCCCGAUGGGAAAGACAUCGUUGUACAUUAUUGCAAAUCAUUGAAGAACAUGGAGAAGGUAGCAAAGCUCUUCUCAAAUGAUAAAGUCCUUGGGUUUGAUAUGGAGUGGAAAGCUCAGGCCUCUGCCUCUGACAGCCUCCAAAGCAACGUCUCCUUAAUACAAAUUGCAAACAGAAGCCGCAUCGCGUUAUUUCAAGUGGCAAUGUUUAAACCGGCGAAGGGGGUCAAAGACCUGGUUGCUCCUACUUUAAAGAAAAUCCUCGAGUCGCCAGAUAUCACCAAAGUUGGGGUGUCCAUAAAAGCAGAUUGCACUCGCCUGCGAAGAUUCCUCAAAAUCGAUACGCGCGCCAUUUUUGAGCUUAGCCAUUUGCAUAAGCUGGUCAAAUACUGUCAUUCAAAUCCGCGCUUGAUCAAUAAGAGACUUGUUAGUUUGAACGACCAAGUGGAAGAACAUUUUGGGCUACCGUUGGUGAAAGAUGAGUCUGUCCGCUGCAGUGACUGGACUGUUGCCCUUAAUUACCCCCAAGUACAAUAUGCUGCCACAGAUCCAUAUGCAUGCAUUUGUCUAUUCGAUGCUCUAAAUGCCAAAAGGCAAUCUUUAGAUCCCAUGCCCCCUCUACCAGCACAUGCCGAGCUGGACCUACCAAUUCGAGUAGUAGAUGAAUCCGCUGAGAAUAUCGACUCUGAUGACGUCGAGUUAGUCGACCAGGAAACAGAGACGCCAGCCAAGGAAGACACAUAG